Molecule: messenger RNA, 1071 nt
Organism: Lasiodiplodia theobromae
Lineage: Eukaryota; Fungi; Ascomycota; Dothideomycetes; Botryosphaeriales; Botryosphaeriaceae
Exons: 2
Coding region: 1-1071 (356 amino acids)
Source: RefSeq, a predicted model, not a curated record
AUGAACAACUCCUCGCGUCUUCUCCGCGCACGUCCUGCGCCGGCAUCGCCAUUCAGCACUACCAAUGCGGCCACAUCGGUGCCUACUGCGGCGGAUGUCGAGAAGGCGCAUGAGGCAAUCUUAGCUAUCCUCAACAGGGAAUCUGUGCCUUCAGAAGAUACCCUUUUAGAGGUCCUCGGCGUUGCGGAGAGAGCAGCCAGGUACUUGGCUGCUCAGGAUGGCCAACAACAGCGACCAGUUGGUUCUGGGAAACCAUCAACAGCAAACUCGGUAUUGCUGGAUCUGGAGCCGCAUUCGGCUGAUAGCUCCGAUCCAGUUGAGACGCUGUCGACAUUGCUGUACAAGCUGAUGAAAUAUCCACCUGUUUUCAUUUCUCCUAAGGUCUUGGAUGGCUAUAUCACGACCCAGUCCCUUCUCGAGCAGCCUGAAAGCUUCCCGGAAGUUCUGCACUUGUAUGCAAAUAAGCCCGUCGCAACGUCGAAUACGACGCCCGUCAAAUACAACAAGCCGAGCCCGAACAGCGCCGCAGCUGCCGUGCCGUCCGAUGUCGCAAACCGCGCACUUGACGCUGCAAUCAAAAUCAAGGACUUGCACCUGGCGCUGUCCAUUGUUGAGCUUACCUUUCGGCAGCCUGCUUACCGUCGUGCACUCAUAAUCCGGAAGAUUAUGCCACCACUCAUGGGUCUUGCUCUUGCCCCCGGAGCUGCUUACGUCUUGGCUUCCAAAUUUGCGCACUACCAGCAGGUAGUAAACCCGCAGUCGGCUACGCAAAUGGCCAUGGUUGGCAUAAUGACAUAUGUGGGGGCGGUGUCUACGAUUGGUGUCGUGGCUGUCACUACGGCAAACGACCAAAUGGACAGAAUUUCUUGGGCAAUGGGGAUGGCGUUGUCAGAGAGAUAUCUGAGAGAGGAGGAGCGAGCGGCUGUGGAUAGAGUCGCGCAAGCGUGGGGCUUCAAGGAUCCCAACAGGAAGGGCGAAGAGGAAGGUGAGGAGUGGGAAGAGUUGAGGGAAUGGGCAGGCUUGAGAGGAAUGGUGCUGGACAAGGUGGAGCUCAUGGAGGGCAUGCAGUAG